This is a messenger RNA of Mya arenaria, 1866 nucleotides long. RefSeq lists its product as uncharacterized. Gene Ontology annotation, biological process: signal transduction. The transcript is spliced from 17 exons. The record is from RefSeq and is a predicted model, not a curated record. Gene Ontology annotation, molecular function: protein binding. The coding region runs from base 132 to 647 and encodes 171 amino acids. NCBI's taxonomy places the organism in Eukaryota, Metazoa, Mollusca, Bivalvia, Myida, Myidae.
CUUAGAUCAUCUUGUAACACUCGGAAAGUGAAGUUGGAUUGUUAAGAAGUUAAGUCUGGAAGAGGAAAAACGUAUUUUCCUGAGUGCAUCUACAGAGAAUACGAUUAGGAAACAUUAAAGACAAACUCGAAAUGGCGAUCAGUGAUGCAGAUGGAUCAAAAACGUCCAGCCAUGAUAAAGGGAAAAACCUGCAUGUCCAAGGUGAUCCGCAAAUGACGACAUCAAGGUAUUCUACAUGGCUCUCAAGACGUGAUCCGCAAAUGACGACAUCAAGGUAUUCUACAUGGCUCUCAAGACGAGAGAACUUAAUUGAUCGACUUGAUGCUGUGCUCUUUGACCAAGAGACGAGGCAGAGUCUUAGAGAAAUACGUGGCUUGUAUGGUGAUGAAAUUCUGUUGCGUAUAUACAGAGUAGUGGGUUAUCAUGAAGAUGAAGCUAGGAGACGAUUGGAAUUGAAUUCAUUGCCUGAGGAAUUGCGGAGGAGAUUAGUUUCAAACGGUGGUCAACCUGCUGGCCAAGGUGAAAUGUGUGGAGGAUACGCCGGUACUAUGUGUGGAGAAGGUCUAAGGUGUGAUCAUUCUAGAGAAACUGCUGGAAAGUGCGUGCGAAGUCCGUUUGCUGUGGUUUUUCAUGGCCAGCAGUUCUAGAGGCGUGUGUGAGUUGAAUGACACCACGGUACAAUGUUCAAUUUUAAAUAUUUUGUUCUUAUCAAUUCGGAACCCAACUCUCUGUUCACGGAUAAAAACAACAACAAAUAACUGUAUGAAUAAACCCUGUUGAAGGUGUGUUCAACUACCCUAAUGGAUAUGAAGUUUUGAUAUGUGGUCAUUUUCUUUUAUACUCAUUUUUUGUUUGAUUUGUUUUCAUUAUUUUCAUUAGAUCAGUUUUUAUCUUCGCAUCAUUCUUUUUUGUUUGUUAUUGUUAUUUGUUUUCUUUUCAAAAGGAAGCAAAUAUAACAUUAUUACGCCAAAGUAAGUUAAUAUCAGGCUGUCCGGUUAGUGUAUUGGUUAGUUCAUUCGUACGAAAAGAUCGCGACAAUAUUGCGGAAAAUCGUGCCAAUGAGAGUGAUCACAGAAGUUAAUAUACCAUUCUUUACAAACAAUAAUGAGUAAACUAAGUUUAUUGGCAUGUAUUGGUAACAAAAAUCAUGCAAGGUACUUUACGAACAUAAUUACCCUGUUCCAAAAAUCAAGAGUCGCAGUAAGGUUGAAGUACGACAACGACGACGUAACAUUGUUAUACCACCAACGACGAUGACAGCGAUAUUGAUUAUGUUUGUAGUUAUGAGCACUGUACUAACAUGUCACAAAUCUUGGCCUACGUUUAGUUUCCUUGUACUCAAUAUAUCACCACGCUUUCAUAUCGGUUAUAUCUUGACAGAGGACCUUCACAAUGUUAUCAAUCUCAAGAGGGGCAACUUUCAAAGGAAUCUGACCUACUAUUCGUUUACAAUAAAAUAGCUGCAUUAGGAAUAAAGAUAAAAAUGCUUCCAUGUUAACACAUAAAAUACUGGUAUCAUUGAAAGGUAAUGCCUACCUGAUCUUUUAUAUUUAUCACAAUAGUUAUUGCAAUUUGGAUAUUACUCUUUAUAUCAAUGAAACUCGGAAUUGAUGUGACAUGUAUCGAAAUAUUUCAAUCUUGGUCAAAACCAAUAAUUGUUUGUACAAUUACUGAAGGUAUUAUUAAUGUAUAUUAUGCUCCUGCAUAUAAAACGAUUUCGUAUAUACCAAUCAAUAAAAAUAUCGCCAGACAUAUUUGUUUACUCAUUUCUGGACGGUAACACUUCAUUUUAUCGAAUACAUCGAUCGAAUACAUAUGGUUAUUGUAGCUCGCCAAACACAUCAUCACAAGGCGUUUUUUAAUCGA